AUGGGAGCAAAUAACGGCACAAUAAAUCAGUUCAAUAAUCAUGCAGACCCUUUAGACAAGCUUCCAGCCGCGCUUGGGGCUGGGUUGGAUUCGUAUAUGGGCCAGCAUGAAGAUGAGUGUCUUUCGGGGACUCGAAUGGAUCUUCUCCACAACAUCGCAGAGUGGGCUGUGUCGCCGCACGGAAAGUGUAUCUUCUGGUUGAAUGGCAUGGCUGGGACAGGGAAGUCGACCAUUUCCCGGACAGUCGCAAGAUCCUUCAAAAUGGACCAGCUGGUAGUUAGCUGCUUCUUCUUCAAGAGAGGUGAGGGGGAUCGAGGCAAUGCCACCAAAUUCUUCCCGACGAUUUCCAGACAACUAGCGUUUUGCAUUCCUGAUCUGGCGGCAAGCCUUAGGGAAGUACUCUCCAUUGAUCCUGAUGUCCCGAUGAGAUCACUCGGAGAACAAUUUAACAAGCUACUUCUACAACCUUUGCGAGGCUUGGAGAAGGCGAGUCCGCAGAUCCCAGCGAUAGUCUUGGUGAUAGACGCUCUGGAUGAAUGCGAAAACGGGGAUGAUAUACGUUAUAUCCUUCAGCUUCUACCACAAGCACAGCAGCUGAGCACUCUUCGACUUCGUAUUUUCUUGACAAGCCGACCCGAAUUGCCGAUUCGCCUAGGGUUUUCAAAAAUGGCAAAUCAUGAAUAUCAAGACCUUGCUGUCCAUGAGAUCCCUGAGGAAGUGACUUCACAUGAUAUUUCCUUGUUCCUGAAAGACCGAUUCAAAAAGAUUCAGGAGGAGAAAAAUGUUCCUGCGAAUUGGCCCGGGGAGGACGUGAUUCAAGCUCUUGUUAAAAUGUCUGUUCCAUUGUUCAUUUCAGCAGCAACCGUAUGUCGAUUCAUAGCGGCGAAACUCGACCCCGUGCAGUGUCUUGCUGAUCUUAUCGACGGUCAAACCAAGUAUGCCACGAAAAUGGACAAGACGUAUCUACCAGUUCUGAUGCGACUUUUGAAUGGACAAGAAGAUGACGAAGAUGAGCUUCUUCAACUGUUCCACCAGGUGAUUGGUCUAAUAAUCCUUCUUGCUAUUCCACUUUCUGUGAAUGCGCUCUCAAGACUUCUUGGACUCCGGACAAGAGUUAUUGCCAAUCUAUUGGACCAGUUUCAAUCUGUCCUCAGCCUACCAAGGGACCAGAAUCUCCCUGUUCGGAUUCUUCAUUUAUCAUUCAGGGAUUUCCUCCUUCAAACUAGGAGCAAGUUCUUUGUGGACGAGAAGCAUGCACAUAAAGAGAUCACGGUUCAUUGUCUUACUACUAUGCGUGCCAAGCUUAAGAAGAAUAUCUGCAACCUUGAGAAUUAUGGAACAGAAAGAACCGGAAUUGACUCAAAGUUGAUCAGUCAGACUCUGCAGAAAGAGCUACAUUACUCUUGUCGUUACUGGGUUUAUCAUCUCGACCAGUGUACAGAUCAAAGUUACAUGCUUAGCCAGGCACUCCUGUUUCUCGAAGAGCAUUUUCUUCACUGGGUAGAAGCCAUGAGCCUGCUAGGCAUCAUAUCAGAAGUGGUCAGGAUGAUCGAUGUCCUUCGAAAUAUUGCAGAAGAUGACCACAAUCCGCGAAUGAUUGCUUUUUUACAUCACGCAAAGCGUUUUCUCCUUAAAAAUCAUCAGAUAGUCAACGAAGCACCCCUUCAGCUUUAUUGCGCAGGACUGGUUUUUGCACCUACGGCAACAAUCAUCCGUCAAAGGUUUCAAGCAGAGCUUCCUGCUUGGAUAAACCUGUUACCACAAGUUGAGAAAGAAUGGAGCGCAGAGCUACAGAUGCUGGAGGGCCAUUCAAAUUCGGUUCGGUCAGUGGCCUUCUCGCCCGAUGGCCAGCUGCUGGCGUCAGCCUCUGAUGAUUUUACUGUGCGGCUCUGGGACCCGGCCACAGGCGCGCUGCAACAGACGCUUGAGGGCCAUUCAGAUUCAGUUCGGUCAGUGGCCUUCUCGCCCGAUAGCCAGCUGCUGGCGUCAGCCUCUGAUGAUCGUACUGUGCGGCUCUGGGACCCGGCCACGGGCGCACUGCAGCAGACGCUCGAGGGCCAUUUAGAUUGGGUUAACUCAGUGGCCUUCUCGUCCGAUGGCCAGCUACUAGCGUCAACCUCUAAUGAUCGUACUAUACGGCUCUGGGACCCGACCACGGGCGCGCUACAGCAGACGCUCGAGGGCCAUUUAGGUUGGGUUAACUCGGUGGCCUUCUCGUCCGAUGGCCAGCUACUAGCGUCAACCUCUAAUGAUCGUACUAUACGGCUCUGGGACCCGGCCACAGGCGCGCUGCAACAGACGCUCGAGGGCCACUCAGAUUGGGUUAACUUAGCGGCCUUCUCACCUAAUGGCCAGCUACUAGCGUCAGCCUCUGAUGAUAAGACUAUUCGGCUCUGGGACCCAGCCACGGGCGCGCUGCAACAGACGCUCGAGUGCCACUCAGAUUGGGUUAACUUAGUUGCCUUCUCACCUAACGGCCGGCUGCUAGCGUCGGCCUCUAGUGAUGAGACUAUACGGCUCUGGGACCCAGCCACGGGCGCGUUGCAGCAGACGCUCGAGGGCCAUUCAGGUUGUGUUAAUUCAGUGGCCUUCUCAUCCGAUAGCCGGCUACUAGCGUCAGCCUCUAAUGAUGAGACUAUACGGCUCUGGGACCCAGCCACAGGUGCGCUACAGCAGACGCUCGAGGACUAUUCAAAUUCAGUUCGGUUAGUGGCCUUCUCGCCCGAUGGCCAGCUACUAGCGUCAACCUCUAAUGAUGAGACUAUACGGCUCUGGGAUCCAGCCACAGGUGCGCUACAGCAGACGCUUGAGGGCCAUUCAGAUCAGGUUAACUCAGUGGCCUUCUCACCUAAUAGCCAGCUACUAGCGUUAGCCUCUAAUAGGACUAUUCAGCUCUGGGGCCUGGCCACAGGCGCGCUACAGCAGACGCUCGAGGACUAUUCAAAUUCAGUCCGGUCAGUGGCCUUCUCGCCCGAUGGCCAGCUACUAGCGUCAGUUUCUAAUUAUGGGACUAUACGGCUCUGGGACCCAGCCACAGGUGCGCUACAGCAGACGCUUGAGGGCCAUUCAGAUCAGGUUAACUCAGUGGCCUUCUCACCUAAUAGCCAGCUACUAGCGUUAGCCUCUAAUAAGACUAUUCAGCUCUGGGACCUGGCCACAGGCGCGCUACAGCAGACGCUCGAGGACUAUUCAAAUUCAGUCCGGUCAGUGGCCUUCUCGCCCGAUGGCCAGCUACUGGCGUCGGCCUCUGAUGAUCGUACUGUGCGGCUCUGGGACCCAGCCACGGGCGCGCUGCAACAGACUCAAAGUCUUCAAGUCUCCAUCCAAAAAAACUGGAUAAAUGUUCGCAACAAAAAGGUCCUAUGGCUUCCGCUCGAGUAUCGACCUACAUGCUUCAAAGUCCAUGAUGGUGUACUUGCGCUAGGACACAUAUCUGGGCGAGUUUCGUUUAUUGGGUUCCAAAUAAAGUAG
Penicillium longicatenatum is the source of this 3471-nucleotide messenger RNA. RefSeq names its product WD40 repeat domain-containing protein. Gene Ontology annotation, molecular function: protein binding. The transcript has 3 exons. Lineage: Eukaryota; Fungi; Ascomycota; Eurotiomycetes; Eurotiales; Aspergillaceae. The record is from RefSeq and is a predicted model, not a curated record. The coding region runs from base 1 to 3471 and encodes 1156 amino acids.